UCGGUGUCGUCAGAGAUAGUAACGCUCAAGCCUCGAGCAAAGCGGUGGUGUUAAUUAGCCGAGAACAGUCGGAUAAGAGUGGCGUUCGGAAGUUUGAAUUGCGCCGUUCUCGAACGCAUUUGAAAAAGUACGUUUGCCCGAGUACGAGCGCAUGUGUUCUGCCGCUGUGGCUGCUCGCAUUGUGUGCUCCAAAUUUUCGAGCUCCGAAACAUCAUCAUUCGACUAACCAGCGCUUUUUGGAGUUCCUCAUCGUUACGACCACCCAACCGUUAAGUCCGACUCAAUAUUGUCUUGAGUGGCUCAUUGGAAAAAAGAAAACGAAAAAAAUCGAUCACCGAGGAAGAGGCAAAAAAUGCUGGCUGCGCAAUUCUACCACGAGUGGCACUUGGGCACGCUGAUGGCUACACGAUUGCAGGCGUCGCGGGUGCCGCGUUGUCUGUUCGGGCCACCGAAUCAUCGCGAAACCAUGGAAAUGCUCCAAGAGGCGCUCAACGAGGAACGGGCCCGAUUUACCAAACGUUGGGGUGUCGAUCCUUGCGUCCCCGAGGACGAGGAGAAGGAGAACAAGGUCGUCGUUAACAACACGACGAGUGGCAAAGUCACCGCCGUUCGGCUUGCGAGCACGCCGAGUAAAAGACGUGCCGCUGCUGCCUGCCCGUACAAUAAGCAGACCAGCAUACAGGAUUACCUGCGAUCGACAAAGAACAGUCCCGCAAAGAAAUUCAGCUCGAGCGCACUCACGGAAAUCAAACACAACCAGCAGCCCCCGACAUCGCAGCAACACCUAAUGGACAAAAUGCUACUUCAGCCAUCGACGAAAUCGCUACAAGCUUCGAAAUUCGACAGGUCGAUUUGAAAUGUGCUUUUGCGCGAUGAACUAUGCGAAGUGUAUUUAUUACCUACGGUUGUGGAAAAAAAGAGAGAGAAAGGAAGAGAAACGUAAUUGGAGUUAUCGUUAAUGUGAGAGCUAUGAGCGAAUCGCUGUGUCCGAGCGAUAAAAUCAAUGUGCAU
Molecule: messenger RNA, 1011 nt
Organism: Copidosoma floridanum
Lineage: Eukaryota; Metazoa; Arthropoda; Insecta; Hymenoptera; Encyrtidae
Biological process (GO): regulation of cell cycle
Cellular component (GO): nucleus
Molecular function (GO): cyclin-dependent protein serine/threonine kinase inhibitor activity
Source: RefSeq, a predicted model, not a curated record